Messenger RNA from Solanum stenotomum, 2374 nucleotides. RefSeq names its product COBRA-like protein 7. The record is from RefSeq and is a predicted model, not a curated record. The transcript has 2 exons. Bases 160 to 2178 code for a protein of 672 amino acids. Gene Ontology annotation, biological process: cellulose microfibril organization. Lineage: Eukaryota; Viridiplantae; Streptophyta; Magnoliopsida; Solanales; Solanaceae. Gene Ontology annotation, cellular component: membrane.
GAUUAACUUGUACUAAUACAAGCAUACUAGUAGUAUAUUAGAAACACUCAAAGCCGGCCAUCCACUUCCAUGUAACUAAAUUAUUACUACUUUAUAUUUGAAUAUGUCUUUGUUAUGACAAAUUCAAAUAUCUUAUUUUUUUAGAUUUUAUCGUAAGCCAUGGUCAUUUCAGUUUGUCUAUAUUGCUGUGUCUCCCUAAAACAAAGAAACCAUACUACAAUGGCCACUUUGUUAAUCUUUCUCCCACUCAUCCUCUUAAUUUCUCUUCCUGUUUCAAUUUCUCAAACUUCCUCCAACAUCGCUGGAGACUGUAAUGGCAUAUUCGUAACUUACGUCUAUACUUCUGGUUUUCCUAUUCCUCCGAACGUCUCGACAUCUAACUCCAACAACCAAGCUUACAAUUUCAGGUCCAAUCUCACAAUCCUCAACAAUAGUCCUGAUGAACUCAAGUCUUGGAGAGUCUUUGUUGGGUUCCAACAUAGAGAAUUGUUGGUAUCUGCUUCACAUGCUGUGCUUGCUGAUGGAACCACUCUGCCUGGUGAUGUUGGAAAUGGAACUGUUUUUGCUGGAUUCCCUAUGACUGACCUUAAGUCCGCGAUUCAGACUGCUGGAGAUGUCAAUCAGAUGCAGGCUCGGAUCGAGCUGGUUGGUACACAGUAUGGUGUUGCAUCUCCUGCUGCUCCCUUGCCUUCUUCCAUCAGUCUGGCUAAUGAUGGUUUCUUGUGUUCUCCUUCUACAUCUCAAGGUGAUCGGACCCAAGUUUGUUGUCUAAAAGAUUCAAACGCCAAAUCCAACAUCAUGAUCCAUGAGGAAAUCCAACCUCGGCAAGAGGGUGAUCUUACAAUAAUGUUUGAUGUCACUAGCUCAUCCGAAUCUAAUUACUGGGCACAAGUUACAAUCUCAAAUAACGACAACACUAGUCGUCUUGAUAACUGGAAAUUAAGCUGGGAAUGGAUGAGGGAUGAGUUCAUCUAUAGCAUGAGGGGAGCUUAUCCUACGGUUGUUGAUACAGGGGACUGCAUCUUCGGUAAGCAGGGUGAAUAUUACAAGGGCAUGGAUUUUUCAAAGGCCUUGAACUGUGAAAAGAAACCCACAAUCAUCGACCUUCCUUUGGAAAAGACAAAUGAUACAACCUUAGGAAUGGUUCCUUUCUGUUGUCGAAAUGGAACCAUUUUGCCACCUUUCAUGGAUGCAAGCAAGUCAAAGUCAGCUUUUGUAAUGCAAGUCUACAAAAUGUCACCUGACCUUAACAUAAGUGCUAUCCACCCUCCACAGAACUGGAAAAUAAAUGGAACUUACAGUCCUGGUUAUGUAUGUGGACCGCCAGUCCGAGUAUCCUCCAGCCUCUUCCCUAAUCCUGCAGGGUUAUCUUCAGAUACAGCUGCUGUUGCUAGUUGGCAAGUAAUCUGCAACAUUAGCAGUUCAACCUUAAAGAAGCCCAAGUGUUGUGUAUCAUUCUCUGCAUUCUUCAACGAUUCUGUCGUUCCUUGUAACACAUGUGCCUGUGGCUGCAGCAACGCGAACCCCAGUAAUGUGUGCAGUGCCUCCGAGCCAGCACUACUUUUACCACCAGAGGCACUUCUGGUGCCCUUUGACAAUCGAACUGAAAUGGCAAAGGACUUUAAUAAAAGACGAGAUUUGCCAAAUCCCUUACCUUGCGGAGACAACUGUGGAGUCAGCAUUAACUGGCAUUUGCUCAGUGAUUUCAGAGGUGGAUGGACAGCAAGAAUAACUCUGUUUAAUUGGGGCGACACUAACAUUGUUGACUGGUUCGCUGCUGUACAGUUGGAUAAAGCCAUCCAAGGUUUUGAAAAAGGAUACUCUUUCAACGGAACCAUCAUGCCUGAUACUAACAACACAAUAUUUAUGCAGGGAUUUUCAGGCUUAAAUUACCUUCUUGCAGAAAGAAGAGGAGAUAAUCCAAGGAAAGAUCCUCCAGUUCCUGGUACCCAGCAAUCAGUCAUAUCUUUCACAAAGAAGACCACGCCUGGAAUCGACGUAGGAGCCGGUGAUAGUUUUCCAAGUAAAGUUUACUUCAAUGGGGAGGAGUGCUCCCUUCCUGUAAUACUUCCUUCUGGUAGUAAUCGCCAAGUCCCUCUAGCCUCUAGUGCUUUCAGUCUUCUUCUAACCAUGCUAGUCCUCAUGGUUCUACAACUAUCACUGAGGCUAGAAAUAUGAUUUUCCUGUGUUCUUUGUAACUUUGUUUUCUCUUAUGCUCAUAGCAAAUAUAUUCUUUCAUUGAGUUAUCCUAAUGUCACCCACCAAUUACAGUACAAAACUUUCAGCUAUCUGACCUAGAGAAUUAAGAAGGAAUUAGAUAAUACACCUUGUGAACUGUAGCAUUUAUCAUUCCUGAAAUGGUAUGCAAUCAUAC